AUGGAGCGCUCAGGGAAGAUCUUCUUCUACGAGGACAAGAACUUUCAGGGUCGCUACUACGAAUGCAGCAGUGACUGUGCCGAGCUCAGCUCCCACUUCAGCCACUGUAACUCCAUCAGGGUUGAGAGUGGGGCCUGGGUCAUCUAUGAGAGACCCCAGUUCAUGGGUUACCAGUACGUCCUCAUGAGGGGUGAAUACCCCAACUACCAGAGCUGGAACGGCUUCAAUGACACCAUCCGCUCCUGUCGCCUUGUUCGAUAUCCUUCCAGCAGGCACAGGAUCCGCAUCUAUGAACGUCCGGACUUCAGCGGCCAGAUGAUAGAGUUCAGCGAAGACCUGCCCAAUCUGAUGGACCGCUGGCGCUACCGGGACGUCCACUCGGCGCAAGUCCAGGAUGGCGUCUGGGUCUUCUAUGAGCAUCCGAACUACAGGGGGCGCCAGUACCUGCUGGAAAAGGGCGAGUACAGGCGACACGCAGAGUGGGGGGCUCUCCAUCCAUCUCUGGGCUCCAUUAGACGCGUUGUGGACUUUUAGACGCCGCACCUUACUCAGUACUCAUCCUCUUCCACUCGACCUCACCUGCAAAUAAAAGCACACACUGCAGCAGAA
This is a messenger RNA of Paralichthys olivaceus (Japanese flounder), 609 nucleotides long. Its product is annotated as gamma-crystallin M2-like. NCBI's taxonomy places the organism in Eukaryota, Metazoa, Chordata, Actinopteri, Pleuronectiformes, Paralichthyidae. Gene Ontology annotation, biological process: visual perception; lens development in camera-type eye. Gene Ontology annotation, molecular function: structural constituent of eye lens. The record is from RefSeq and is a predicted model, not a curated record.